Molecule: messenger RNA, 4177 nt
Organism: Sitodiplosis mosellana (orange wheat blossom midge)
Lineage: Eukaryota; Metazoa; Arthropoda; Insecta; Diptera; Cecidomyiidae
Gene: Karybeta3
Product: importin-5
Exons: 8
Coding region: 274-3585 (1103 amino acids)
Biological process (GO): protein import into nucleus
Cellular component (GO): cytoplasm; nucleus
Molecular function (GO): protein binding; nuclear import signal receptor activity
Source: RefSeq, a predicted model, not a curated record
UGGAGGGAACGCAACGUUGGUGUGCAUCAGUAUUUGUGACAGAGUGGAACCGCAUUGCACGAGAGACGGCACAUUUUUCAUUCGUUUCGACAUUCUGCACGGAACAACAUUUCAUACGCCGCGCGCUAAUACACACACAUACGACUCGACACACACGAGAAGAAGAAGAAGAGAAUAAAAAAAAAAAGUUGUGUUGGACAGUAGCUUAUAGUUCAGUGAGAGAGGAAAAAAAACGGCGAGUUCUUUUACGUUUAAUAUUUUAUACGGAGAACAAUGGCGGCAGAGCAAGCUGAUUUCAGUCAAAUAUUAAAUUCAUUGUUAUCCGUUGACAAUGCACUCAGACAAAGUGCUGAGGAGCAAUAUAACAAUCUUCCAGUUGACGUCAAGGUGACUCAAUUGCUGACUGCAUUGCACGCGAACACCUUAAAAGAAGAAGUACGGCAUAUGGCUGCUGUUAUUCUUCGACGACUAUUUGCAUCGGAAUUUCAAGAGUUUUACACAGCUUUACCAGUUGAGCAGCAAGCUCAAUUCCGCCAACAAAUUCUGUUGGCCGUACAACAAGAUGUGAGUCCAGAGCUUCGUCGAAAAAUUUGUGAAGUAGUUGCGGAAGUGUCACGGAAUUUAAUCGAUGACGAUGGAAACAAUUCAUGGACGGAAAUCUUGAAUUUUCUAUUCCAAUGCGCCAAUUCGCCAAAUGUUCAGCUGCAGGAGGCGGCGCUUCGCAUUUUUACCGGAGUACCAGGCAUUUUUGGCAACUUAGAAUCACAAUAUAUGGAGUUAAUCAAACAAAUGCUUACAAAGUCAAUGGAUCCUAGUUCAAGUCCAGAGGUGCAAUUUCAAGCUGUUUGUGCUGUCGGCGCCUUUAUCAAUCGGCAUGCAAAAGACAAUGAUGUGUUGAAGCAUUUCGCUGAUUUAUUGCCACGUAUCAUUUUCAUCACAGCCGAAAGCAUCAAAGCUGAAGAUGAUCAAACAUUAUUGAAAUUAUUGAUCGAGUUGGCUGAAAAUUGUCCGAAAUUUUUGCGAUCACAAAUCGAAUUCAUUUUCGACAUGUGCAUCAAAGUAUUCAGCAAUCCAGAGGUGGAGGACUCAUGGCGACACCUUGCACUCGAAUUGAUUGUUUCGUUCUCGGAAAAUGCACCAGCCAUGGUGCGCAAACAUGCCGGUAAAUACAUCGAAGUAUUGAUUCCGGCCGUAUUGGGAAUGAUGACAGACAUCGAGCACGAUGACAAUUGGUCCGUUUCCGAUGAAAUCAAUGACGAAGACAACAGCGAUAACAAUUGCAUGGCCGAAUCGGCAUUGGAUCGCUUGGCUUGUGGUUUGGGUGGUAAAACCGUGUUGCCACACAUCAUCAAGAUCAUUCCACAGAUGCUCAGUCAUUCCGAUUGGAAGCAACGCUAUGCCGCAUUGAUGGCAAUCUCAGCCGUUGGCGAAGGAUCACACAAGCAAAUGGAACAGAUGCUCGACGAUAUUAUGCGUGGUGUUUUGAAUUACUUGGCCGAUCCACAUCCUCGCGUUCGUUACGCUGCCUGUAAUGCGAUUGGACAAAUGUCAACCGAUUUUGCUCCGAUAUUCGAGAAGAAGUUCCACGAACAAGUUGUUCCUGGUCUAUUAAAUUUGCUCGGCGAUGUGGCCAAUCCACGUGUGCAAGCCCAUGCCGGUGCAGCCCUUGUUAAUUUUAGCGAAGAUUGCCCCAAGGUCAUUCUCACCAAAUACUUGGAUGACAUCAUGAAGAAACUCGAAGGCAUUUUGAACGAUAAAUUCAAGCAAUUGGUUGAAACAGGAACCAAACUCGUUUUGGAACAGAUUGUAACCACGAUCGCAUCGGUUGCCGAUACAGUGGAGAAAGACUUUAUUCCGUAUUACGAUCGCUUCAUGCCAUGCCUCAAGUACAUUAUUGAGCACGGUACAACUGAGGAGUUGCGAAUGUUGCGCGGCAAGACCAUCGAAUGUGUCAGUUUGAUUGGAUUGUCCGUUGGUCGCGAUGUCUUUUUAAAUGACGCAAACGCCGUCAUGGAAUUGCUUUUGAAAACCCAUACCGAAGGUGAAUUGGCCGACGAUGAUCCGCAAACAUCGUAUUUGAUCAGUGCAUGGGCGCGUAUGUGCAAGAUUUUGGGCAAGCAAUUCGAACAAUAUUUGCCAUUGGUAAUGGGACCGGUUAUGCGUACGGCUGCCUUGAAACCAAAUGUCACCAUGCUCGACAACGACGAAAUCGAAGAUAUUGAAAACGACGCCGAUUGGUCGUACAUCAAUUUGGGUGAACAACAAAACUUUGCCAUUCGAACGGCUGGAAUGGAUGACAAGGCUUGCGCUUGCGAAAUGCUUGUUUGCUAUGCACGCGAAUUGAAGGACGGUUUUGCUGAGUAUGCUGAAGAAGUAGUACGCUUGAUGGUGCCAAUGUUGAAAUUCUAUUUCCAUGAUGGAGUUCGUUCAGCGGCCGCUGAAUCCAUUCCGUAUCUCUUGGAUUGCGCCAAAAUCAAAGGACCUCAAUACUUGGAAGGAAUGUGGUUGUACAUAAGCCCAGAAUUGUUGAAAGCCAUCGACUCUGAACCAGAAACCGAUGUGCUUGCCGAAUUGCUCCACUCAUUGGCUCGAAGCAUCGAAACGCUUGGUCCAAACUGUUUGUCACCGGAUGCAAUGAACAGUGUGUUGAAGAUCAUUCAGAAAUUCAUGUCUGAACACUUUGAACGCGAAGAAAAACGAGCCAUAGCACGCACUGAAGAAGACUAUGACGAUGGCGUUGAGGAGCAAUUGGCCGAAGAAGAUGACAACGAUAUUUUAAUCUUAUCAAAAGUUGCCGAUAUCAUUCACGCUCUAUUCAAGACCUACACAACCAGUUUUCUACCAUUCUUUGAUCGAAUUGCACCAAGUUUUGUCAAAUUAUUGGAUCCAAACGGACCAUGGGCAGACAGACAAUGGGGAUUAUGCAUUUUUGACGAAGUUAUUGAGUUCUGUGGACCGCUUUGUGCACAAUAUCAACACGUUUUCUUACAACCACUCCUACAGUACACCAAAGAUAAGAGUCCCGAAGUUAGACAAGCUGCCACAUACGGAUGUGGUGUUUUAGCUCAGUUUGGUGGUGAUCAAUUUGCCGUCCCGUGUGCUCAAUGCGUUCCAACAUUGGUUGAAAUUGUCAAUGCACCACAAAGUCGUGAACCAGAAAACGUAAAUCCAACAGAGAAUGCCAUAUCGGCUAUCACGAAAAUCCUAAAAUAUAACAACACGGCCCUUACAAAUCUCGAUGAACUGAUCCAUUUGUGGUUCAAUUGGUUGCCAGUGACAGAAGAUGAAGAAGAAGCACCGCACGUGUAUGGAUAUCUAUGCGAUUUGAUUCAAGCCAAUCAUCCAAUUGUGUUAGGUGCAAACAAUUCAAAUUUGCCACGCAUUGUGGCUAUCAUAGCCGAGGCAUUGUAUCGUGAUGUGAUCGAACCAACGCACGAGGUUGGUCGCCGAAUGUUGCAAAUUGUCAAACAGAUUGAACUGAGUCCGGACGUGUUUCAAGCAUGUUUGAGUAGUUUGUCAGCUGAUCAAAAGAGUGCAUUGGAGGAUGCUUAUCGGGAAUUAGCAGCCGCAACUGUAACCGUAUGAACACAACAGCCAACACCAUCACCACCACCACCACCACUAAUACUUUGACAAUGGUUUUUGUUAAACUUAUUUUAGAAAGAAAUUCAUAUUUUUUUUUUAUUGCGAUUACGUAAUUUUACCGAAAUUCUUGAAAAAAAGCAUUGUGUGGCACUUGCAGGGUUCGAAUCAAUUAAUAUUUAUUUUCUAAUCAUCUACUCGGAAUGUACAAUAUCUAUUGAACUGAUUUGUUUUCUAGACUUGUCCUUUAUUUUCAUUCUUUUCUACAUAUUAGUGUCACACAUGCAACUAUUCUCUCCGCCGAGUUUGCUCAACGCAAGUGAUAUACCGACAUUUAUUUUUCAGAAACAAGAAAAAUAAGCCAAUAUCAUCUCCCCUCACUUCGAAUGGGAUUUGUUCGAAAGAAAAAUACAAAAUUAUGUUUAUUCACAUAUGUAUAUGUUUUAAAGACGGAAGAGAAGUUACGAUUGUUCUAGAGUCAGCACUCUAAAAAUUAUGAUUAUUUUCCAAUUGAUUCAUUAAUGUAACAAAAACCACAGCUAAAACAAAUCGAAAUUUAAAUGCAAAAUAAAAAGAUUUCUUGUUAUAUUAUAAA